UCCUCAAUGUUCAGCAACGUCAAACUGAGAUGCCCAAAUAUUGUCCGGCCGACCGCAAUGUGAGUAGACCUAAGAGAGAAUCGUGUCGGGGAAAACACUCAAACUAAACAGGAAUGGUCCCUAUUUAACCCAAAGAGGCAGGCUGAGGCAGAUCAUAUUGAAAGAUUGAUUGCUUUUGUUCUGUUGGGAAGGGUGAGGAGCAUCCUCCUGGACCUCGAGGUUCCUCUGAAGAUGGAAGAAGAGCGCAGUCGGAAUAAAGAGCGUCUGGAGGCUAGUUUGACGUGGCUGUGUGAGCUGGAGAUCCUGAAGCAGCGGCAGGAGAGCCUGGUCCUCGGUGCCCUGUCCCUCGGGGACUCCGUGCCGGGAUGCCCGGCUUGGGGUGAUGUGGGACCGGCCCCCAGCAGCAGGGAGCAGGAGCAGCUCACCUUAAGACGACAGCUGAACCGACUCCAGGGCGCCCCCAGCCUGCUGAUGCUGGCACUACAUCAGCAGCUCAGUGAGUUGAGGUUGGAUACAGGACUCACAUGUGAGCAGAAUAAUGAGGAAGAUUUGGACAGUCCCAGUGCGUCCAGCUCGGGGUUUUAUGAACAAUGUGAAAGUCCGUCUCCUCCACUGCGUUCCUGUUCCUCCCCAAACGUCAGUGUCCCCUGUCACAGGUCCAGAUCUGUGGAUGCCUACUUGCUGGACUGGCAGGGUCAUAUGGAGCCCACAGUACAUACCACCCUGCGCCGCUCGUUUUCUGCCCCGUACCCCCCACUGGAGGGUAUUGCCGAGGGAACAGAGGAGGAAGAAAAUGAUGAAGAAAGCCCUCAGUGGGUUACAGAUAAGAUAGCUGAUGGAAAUGAAAGACUUACGCCAGAGAUGAGCCUCAAUUCUGAUGCUGAGGCAGAUUCUGCAGUAAAGAUAGAUGAUGGCCCAACUGAAGAAGACAUCCAACAGGUUAUGCGUGUGGAGAUGUACAUCCUGGGACUACUACAGCAGCGACACCUCAGAUCUACAGCAGAACUCAACUCUCAUCCGGAUCGGUGGCAUGACUUACACACAUACCCACCUAUUUACCCACAACUUGACCAAUUGCAAUGGCAGGAAUGGGCUACUCUACCUGAGGAAGAGAAUGAAUGUGAAUCCCAAGAUGGAUAUAACAUGAACCUUCCCAAUACCCAAGUUGGACCAACCUCCCUAAGUAGUGAGGAGCCAGAAUCCUCCUUGGAAAGGGAUCAAUAUGGGAUUGAAGAAGUCUACACUAGUAGCAACGACUCCCCUCGGCAUCAGCCAGUUUACAUCGAACGCCGUCCCACAAUGUCAGACACCAUGAAACCCCACAUUCACACCUGCUGCAAUCACACCUGUGUACCUACAUUGUCAACUCCAGAGUUCCAUGAGCAACACCAGCCCAUUCCAUCCCAAAAGUGGGCCCUUCUUCAGUCCCAAGGCAGAAGAAGUCCAGAGGAAAGGUGGAUAACUCUAGGAGCAAGACAAACCAAGUCUUGGUCAGAAGACAGUUGUGUCUCUCAAGGAUGGACCGCCCAACCGGAGCACAAAUACUAUAAGAUGGGACGGACAAUGGGCAGGCAUCAUAGUGAUGAAUUGUAUCCAUCUAAUCAGCGGCUUUGGUGCUCCUCAGCAGAUCUCAGUCAAGAAGAGGACGAGGGGAUAUUCAGAGAAGACGUGCACGAAUCAAUCAGACUAAAUCAUUUACCUGCCAAGUGCACCAGUGUUCAGUUCCUGGAGUGGGACCUGAGGGUGCAAGAGCAGUCAGAGGCCACGACAGCACCGCCCAAUGGUUCUGACUCCAGUCUGAGCGAGACUUUCUCUCCAGGAACCAGUUCAGUGUCCAGUGACUCAGAUGAGAGCGGAGGGCUGGUCUGGCCUCAGCAACUUCCCCCUCGCUUGCCCCCGUCCUCCUCUUCUCCACAAAAUCCCUCCAAUGUUGUGGUCAAGACUGAAGCCUCCCGUGCAUUCAAAAAGAAGAUCAUGAGAUUUCGUUCAGGCUCUCUCAAACUCAUGACCACUGUCUGAUUCUGGCCAUGAACAUAUCUGCCUAUUUAAAUCUUAAAAUUCAAUUGAGAACAUUAUGCAUUACACUUCUUAAGCCUUGACGUACUGAACACUGCUUCCAGGUCUAAGCCUCUACUCUCAUUUCACACAAGAAUACUAUCCCAUCAGCCAUUUAUGAGCACUCAAUUAUGGCACACAUUUAAGCUAAGCUUUAAAAAAAAAAAAACUCACAGUGUACUUUCUUUGCCUUUGGGAUCGGAUUGUUUGGACUCAGAAACUGACAUGAUGUCAAACUUAACCAGAUUUACACUUGUUUAUAAGUCUAUCCUCCAGUAUCAUCUUGCUUUACUGAUUUUCACCCCUGGGAUUAUUGUAUCUUUCUUCUUGUUAAUAAAAGAUUUGAUGAGAAGCAACCACAAGAUACAGACCAAACCCGUUAAGCACACCAAACCCCUAACAACCCAGACAGCAAGCAGUUUCGGCCCAGGUCUGGCCCACAUCUGGCCCACAUGGAUUUCAUGCGGGCCAGAUGUGGGCCGGAUCUGGGCCAACACUAUGUUGCUGUCUGGGAAGAUCAUACGAUUUAGGAUUUAUUAGAACUACUGAAUAUUUUUAUAUAAACCUGACUUUGUUUCUUUUGUAGAACGCAUUUUGUCCAUACAAUGGAAGUCAAUGGUCACCAAAACUGUUUUAUUCACCAACAUCUUUUACUAUAUUUGUUCUGCAUUAAUCAUAUUGAAAAUCAUACAGUUUUGAAAUGGAAUGAGUGUGAGUAAAUUACAGAAAAAAAAAUGGGUGGACUUUCCCUUUAAGAAGGACCAUGCGUCUGUAAUGUUUAUAAAUCACUUACUUCAGUUUCAAGUUCUCAGGCAUGCCCAUAAAUCUCUUUCUUUUCAGCACUAUCUCUAUAUAUUUUAGCUUUGCCAUACUGAAUAAAGUUAUUUUAAAGUC
Molecule: messenger RNA, 2949 nt
Organism: Carassius gibelio (silver crucian carp)
Lineage: Eukaryota; Metazoa; Chordata; Actinopteri; Cypriniformes; Cyprinidae
Exons: 4
Coding region: 232-2019 (595 amino acids)
Biological process (GO): negative regulation of canonical Wnt signaling pathway
Cellular component (GO): cytoplasm
Source: RefSeq, a predicted model, not a curated record